Molecule: messenger RNA, 1056 nt
Organism: Gastrolobium bilobum
Lineage: Eukaryota; Viridiplantae; Streptophyta; Magnoliopsida; Fabales; Fabaceae
Product: small ribosomal subunit protein eS4z
Exons: 5
Coding region: 95-889 (264 amino acids)
Biological process (GO): translation
Cellular component (GO): ribosome; cytosolic small ribosomal subunit
Molecular function (GO): RNA binding; structural constituent of ribosome
Source: RefSeq, a predicted model, not a curated record
AUGAACCUCUCGCAUUUUAAGAGUCGCAACUUCUCUUCUAAUUUCCAGUUUGCUGCCGUAAUAGUGGAGCACUAGGUUUCUUCGCAAACCCAAGAUGGCUAGAGGAUUGAAGAAGCAUUUGAAGAGGCUCAAUGCUCCAAAGCAUUGGAUGCUUGAUAAACUGGGUGGUGCAUUUGCUCCUAAACCCUCCUCUGGACCACACAAAUCUAGGGAAUGCCUCCCUCUCAUACUCAUCUUGCGAAACCGAUUGAAGUAUGCUUUAACAUACCGUGAAGUCAUUGCCAUUCUGAUGCAACGCCAUAUCCUUGUUGAUGGCAAAGUCAGGACAGACAAGACAUAUCCAGCUGGCUUCAUGGAUGUUGUAUCUAUCCCUAAAACCAAUGAGAACUUUCGCCUGCUUUAUGACACUAAAGGCCGAUUCCGUCUCCACUCAGUCAGGGAUGAUGAGGCAAAGUUUAAGCUCUGCAAGGUGCGGUCAGUGCAGUUUGGGCAAAAGGGUAUCCCGUACCUGAACACCUAUGAUGGUCGGACUAUCCGUUACCCGGACCCUCUCGUAAAGGCUAAUGACACCAUUAAGCUGGAUCUAGAGGAAAACAAGAUUGUUGACUUCAUCAAAUUUGAUGUUGGGAAUGUAGUUAUGGUAACUGGUGGAAGGAACAGGGGGCGAGUUGGAGUGAUCAAGAGCAGGGAAAAGAACAAGGGAAGCUUUGAGACGAUCCAUGUUCAGGAUGCCACUGGGCAUGAAUUUGCAACUCGUUUGGGCAAUGUGUUCACUAUUGGCAAGGGCACAAAACCAUGGGUAUCUCUUCCCAAGGGUAAGGGUAUUAAGCUAUCAGUGAUUGAAGAAGCUAGGAAAAGGAUUGCUGCCCAACAAACUACGGCUGCUUAAAUAUCUAUGGAAUGAAUAGACGUGGGUGUUUUGUAGUUUCAUUGACUGCUUUUGGUUUCUAAUUUCAUUUUGUCUUGAGAUUUUAUUAGUUGAAUUUUGACUUAUGCACUAUACAACUUUUAUUGUGCCUGCUAUUUUAAUGAAGGAAUCUUUCCAUUCCUGAGUUU